CCCGCCCCUCCCUCCCCCCCCUCCUCCUCCACUCGCAAACAUCCGCCGUCGCGCCUCUCCCCUCGACCUCUCGCUUUUCUCCUAGUCACCCCGGCCUGCCUUUCCUCCACCGCGCUUCCGUCUCUCUCUCUCUCCUCCCCUUCCUCUCUCUCCGCCCAUCUCGGCCUUUCGCCCCUUUUUCUUGGCCAUGUCGCUUGCACACACGACGUCGCAGGAGCUUGAGAUCCAUCUGGACGCUCUGCCUUAUGCCGAGGGUGAUGCCCUGCAGCCGCAGGAGCGCGCUGCCGUUCGGCGUCAGAUUGAGGCAGCCAUGCGUCACAACCCCCCCCGGUCGGACUACCUUGCGCCGCUGGGCCUUUCGGAAGAGGGUGAUUUCUUCAAGGACCACCCGGCCUUGCAAGCCGAGAUGGAACGCAUUCGCCGUGGUCUCCCGAUGGAGCAUGGCCUGGAUCGGACCCGCUUGCAGUUGCCACAGCCCGGGUCGGGUGCGGCGGUGAUUGCCGACCCCGCGGCCGAGCCCGGCACUGAGGCCGAUGCUCAGAAGGAGCGCACCGACCCGGCCUGCUGGGAGCGUGCCGUCCGGAAUGCCGAGGCCCAGCUCUCGCAUCAGCACAUCCGUAUCUCCAACCUUGAGCUUCUUCAGAAGUUUGGCGCCGACGCCUGGCCCGCGCACUUGUUCAAUAUGCAGGCCCUGCUGGAUCGACGCAAUGCGGAGCUUUCUCGGUCGCGUUCCAGCAUCGCGUCCACCAAUCGCGCGCGUCGCUUCCUCCACAUCACCUCAGCAACUCGAAUCAACCGGGCUGCCCGGCGGUGGGAAGACUUGGUGGAAUCGGCACAUGGUGCGACUGCCGCCGCGCGAGAGCUCGAGCCGCAGGUGAUCCGCAUGCGUCAGGAGCUGGCCGAGCUCCAGGAGAAGCUUGCCCACUAUGAAGCCACCUCGCAGGAGGCUGAGGCUCGGCGCCAGGCGAUUAUCCGCCAGAUGGAGGAGUCGCUGGUUGGCACUGUCAAGAGCGGCGUAGCCGAGCCGGAGCCCGCCACUGCGGUCGAUCGCCCGUCGACCGGUGACGCCGAUGUCGGUGCCAAGGCCGACGUCGAGGUGAAUGACACCAACGACACGGACGAGGAGUGAUGGGCAUGUGGCGCGGCGUGAUAUAUGGCCCCCAUAUGAAAAGAGGCCCUCGUCGAACUGGCCAGAGAGCCCCCCACUGCGCUCUGCCAGCCAAUCCCAGUGGCUGGCGCGCGCAGUUGUCCCCUCUUUUGAGUCCCAAGGGAGAAAAACCAUCAAAACCCGAAAUACAACAUACCAACAACACCGAA
Fonticula alba is the source of this 1317-nucleotide messenger RNA. RefSeq lists its product as hypothetical. Gene Ontology annotation, biological process: mRNA processing. The record is from RefSeq and is a predicted model, not a curated record. Gene Ontology annotation, cellular component: precatalytic spliceosome; Prp19 complex; catalytic step 2 spliceosome. Lineage: Eukaryota; Rotosphaerida; Fonticulaceae. Bases 188 to 1129 code for a protein of 313 amino acids. The transcript has 4 exons.